AUGAAGAAAUUCAUUGCUUGUCAACCUGUUAUCACUUUUAUUCUGGUUAAUCUGGUACUACCAGUCCCAGAUGCAGCAUUUGGAGAUCCAAGAGCUCAGAUAGUUUAUAUGGUCUGUGGGAAACAAUUUACUCACAACACCUCCAUCUCUAUCACGACCUUUGUCGACACAAUGGAAAAAAUAAGCCCGCAAAUGCAAACCUCGGGAUAUGGUAUGGCAGUAACGAGCUCAGGACCCGACACUAAUUAUGCACUAGCAGACUGCUAUGGUGAUCUUUCUUUACAUGAAUGUGCGUUAUGCUAUGCUGAAGCACGCGCUAUUCUUCCUCAGUGCUUUCCUUCCAACGGUGGAAGGAUUUUCCUCGAUGGCUGCUUCAUGAGAGCUGAGAAUUAUAGUUUCUUUCAAGAGUAUACUGGACCAAAUGAUAGGGUUCUCUGUGGUAAUAGAACGCAAAAAAACUCCGCAUUUCGGGUUUCUGUAAGGCAGGCUGUUGAAAAAGUAGUUUCAGCAGCGCCAAAAAACUAUUUCUAUGCACGAGCACAAGUCCCCGUGUCAGGGACAGCAAAUGAGUCGGCUUAUGUUCUUGUUGACUGCUGGAGGACACUUGGUGAUGAAUAUUGCAGAGCUUGUUUGGAGAAUGCAUCUGCAUCUAUCUUGGGAUGCUUGCCAUGGUCCGAGGGGAAAAUAACAAUCAUUAUAGUGGCUACUGUUAGUUCAAUAGCUGUUUUGGUUAUUGGAGCAGUCGUUGGAGUUUAUAUCUGGAAGCGCAGAACAAUACAGAAGAAGAAAAAAGGUGAUGCAGAGAAACUCGUGAAGCCCCUUUAUGAUAGCUGCUUGAACUUCAAAUAUUCCACACUUGAGAAGGCAACUGGUUCUUUUGAUGAAGCCAACAAGCUUGGGCAAGGGAGUGUUGCUAGGUGGAAGAGAAAUUGCUGUAAAGAGGCUUUUCUUUAA
This is a messenger RNA of Fraxinus pennsylvanica, 954 nucleotides long. Lineage: Eukaryota; Viridiplantae; Streptophyta; Magnoliopsida; Lamiales; Oleaceae. The record is from the annotation of a GenBank genome assembly.